Messenger RNA from Dendroctonus ponderosae (mountain pine beetle), 1355 nucleotides. RefSeq names its product C3 and PZP-like alpha-2-macroglobulin domain-containing protein 8. Lineage: Eukaryota; Metazoa; Arthropoda; Insecta; Coleoptera; Curculionidae. The transcript has 5 exons. The coding region runs from base 103 to 984 and encodes 293 amino acids. The record is from RefSeq and is a predicted model, not a curated record.
UAAUUUUAUAAACGGGGCCCGCUGAGUCGCUACGUGUUCAGUUUUUGAUCGAGGAUCGCCUGUGUUGUUUCGAGUAUUUUCGUAUAUCGUACAGUGUUCAAAAUGAGUAACAUCGAGCUUGCCACCGAAGACAAACUUGAGUAUUGCUUCUUCCCCAACGACUCUGGUCUGGUGCAGUUUAGAGUCAAAGCGCCGCAUGAUGCCCACAUUGCGCUGAGCAAUGAAGCAGCUGAAGUGGACCCCAUGUAUGAAGUGUUCCUUGGAGGAUGGGGCAAUUCGAAAUCGAUUAUCCGCAAAAACCGAACGAAACCAGAGGUGGCUGAAGCGCCAACACCCAACAUUCUAAGCGACGGCGAAUUUCGCGGCUUCUGGAUCAGAUGGGAUGACGGAACCAUCACGGUAGGCCGAGAAGGCGAUCCAGCCCCAUUCCUCUCAUGGGCUGAUCCAGAAAGGGUGCGCAUUGAGUACAUUGGCGUGUGCACUGGAUGGGGCGCCAGCGGAAACUGGGUGAUCCAACCACCAGAAAGCUCAAGAGGAGCGAGAUCUGCUGGAGUGGCAGGCGGGCAAUGUUGGGUGGCUGCCAGCUCGGGCCAAGUGCCUCCAAGUGCAUUUGCAGGCGGAGAAGACAACGGCGAGUCGAUUUAUGUGAUCAGGGCGAACUUCAACGGAGGCCUCAUUCCAGGAAAGUUAAUCCCCAGCCAUGGGCAGGCUUAUGUGGCUUGGGGCGGCGCCGAGAACCCCAUUCAGGAGUACGAGGUUUUGUGCGAUUUUCCUGGCCAAUGGCAGGCUUCCUCCGGCGGCAGCCUACCACCCAGCGCCGUUCCUGCGGGCCAAUCAGAAGACGGCGAAACUCUCUAUGUGGGCAGGGUUGUCCACGAUGGGGCCCUUACCAUCGGUAAGGUGCAACCCAGCCACGGGGUGGUUUACAUCCCUUAUGGCGGUCAGGAACUGUCUUUCCCCGACUACGAGGUUUUGUGCUCGUAAAUACCGCUUCUGAACUGAUCACUUUUACGCUACUUAGGGAUGUUAUGUUGAUGAUAGCGGCCUAGUUUAGGGCAUUUUACAUAAUAGAGGCGCACAAAGCGGGCUAAAAACCUGAGAAAAUGUAUUCAUAUACUUAACCUAAAACUAAAACCGUUGCACGUCAUCAACCGUCAAACUGGCCCUGUUGCCAAGUUGUCAUGAAAAUCUAGAUCUAGUUUUAGAUCAAUAAUAAUCGCUAAUAGUAAAAUAACUUUGAAUACUUUGAUCACUUUUGGAGACUCUCAAAGACUCAACGCUAACAAAUACGAUUGAGAUAUGGGAAAAUUAGCAAAAGUUUAUAGGCAAAAAUAAAAGCUAUUCGAUAAAUCAAA